AUGAACUGGGCUCAGACAGAGGGAGUCAUCAUUUUCUUUCAGAAUAGCCAGUGGAAAAUCAUUUGUCGACCUAGAUAUGGACAACGUACAGCACUAAAGGGCCAGGAAGUCACUAUAAAAAAUGAAGACUGUGUGGAACUUGUCUUGACAACCAUGAAACUUCUCAUCCUUACCUGCCUUGUGACUGCUGCUCUUGCCAAGCCUAAUGAACCAGAUAGCAGAGAGCCUUUAUCAGAACAGCUUAGAGAGGAUCAUGGCAUGGAAGACCCUGAGCAAAGGGGGUCUGGCAGCAGUUCAUCAAGUGAGGUAAAUCGUUUUGAUGUUAAUUCAGCAUCCCAAUUAGAAAAUGUUUGUGAAAGCUUGUUGUACCAGGAAGGUUACCUGUCCCCUAAGGAAGUUGUUCCCAAUGGCAAUGAGCGGAAGCACAUUCAAGGGGAAGAUGUGCCCUCUGAACGCUAUCUGAGAGAGCCUAUGAGAGUAGUGAAUCAACCUUUCCAACAAUUCUAUCAGCUUGAUGUCCAUCCUUAUGCUGCUUGGUAUUAUCCUCCACAAGUCACACAAUAUAUUGCUUCUCCAUCAUUCUUCGACAUCCCUAAACCCAUUGCCUCUGAGAACGGUGGAAAAACAAUUAUGCCACAGUGGUGGUAA
Molecule: messenger RNA, 648 nt
Organism: Physeter macrocephalus (sperm whale)
Lineage: Eukaryota; Metazoa; Chordata; Mammalia; Artiodactyla; Physeteridae
Gene: CSN1S1
Product: casein alpha s1
Exons: 11
Coding region: 1-648 (215 amino acids)
Biological process (GO): response to 11-deoxycorticosterone; response to progesterone; response to estradiol
Cellular component (GO): extracellular region
Source: RefSeq, a predicted model, not a curated record